Molecule: messenger RNA, 2069 nt
Organism: Lucilia sericata (common green bottle fly)
Lineage: Eukaryota; Metazoa; Arthropoda; Insecta; Diptera; Calliphoridae
Product: TNF receptor-associated factor 6-like
Exons: 1
Coding region: 233-1525 (430 amino acids)
Biological process (GO): positive regulation of JNK cascade; protein K63-linked ubiquitination; regulation of canonical NF-kappaB signal transduction
Cellular component (GO): plasma membrane signaling receptor complex
Molecular function (GO): protein binding
Source: RefSeq, a predicted model, not a curated record
UCGUCUCGCUCUCAUUUACAUGAUAAAUGUCAACAUUAAUUAGCAAAACAAAAGAAAUCAAUAAUCAUUUUUUUACAAUUUGCAAAUACAUUUUUCUUCCUUAAGAGCACAAAAAUAGCAUUAAAAAAUACAAGUUUUUUUUAGAAUUUUUACAAAAGUUUUUGAACAAUUUUACCAAAUUUAAACAAGCCAAAAGAAAAUUAUACAUUUAAAAACGAAACAAACAAUAAAAAUGCAAGAUGGUAGACAAGCAGCACAACAGUAUCAGGAACAAGUAUUACCCGAGCGUAUGGCCGAAAUGGAAGUGACCCAACGACCUCAACCACCACAAAGACUAAAUCUCAAGAAUUCAUUGGCGUCGAGCAGAACUAAUAGCAAUGAUGAGACUGAACCGGAGGCCAGAUAUGAAUGUGCCAUUUGUAUGAGUUGGUUAAAGGAACCUGUGCUAACUACUUGUGGUCAUCGUUUUUGCAAAACCUGCUUGAACAAUUGGCUGCGCAAAAAGAAUCAAUUAUGUCCCAUGGAUAAUCAGAAACUAGAGGUGGAUAAAGAUGUUUUUCCGGAUAACUAUACGCGCCGUGAAAUACAACAGAUUAAGUUAAAGUGUGAGCAUAAUAAGACGGGUUGCACAUUUAUAGGUUCGCCCUUGGAAAUGGAACAGCACAAGCUAGAGUGCCCCUAUCGCUGUGAGGAGGAGCCCAGUGAGGAAAAGUGUCCCUUUGCCAGCAUUAAAUGUGAUUUUGUGGGACGCCCCGAAACCAAUGCCUUGGAAAUGCAUUUAAAAGAAGAUAUGCCACAUCAUUUGCAAUUAAUGUUGAGAUCUUUACAAAACACAGCCAUAGCCAGCUGGAAUCCACAAAAACCUGCUAGAGGACAAAAUGGUAGUGGAGCAGAGGGAGCUCUGCCACCACCACCACAAUAUGCCAAUGGUGAUGGCGUGGUUAGUGAGGAACAACUUAUACAGGCCAUGUAUCAGCGUAUAGUGGUCUUAGAGCAAAGAGCCUUCGAGCAAGAAGUCAAAAUAGAAAAUCUUACAAAACAACUGGUGGAGACACACCAACAAGUGGAUGCCCGCUACAGCAAUGGCACCAUAGUCUGGGAAAUUCGAAAUUUUCAAAAUCUUAUAAAUUACCUGCGUUCCAAUGCCAGUCAUCUAAAAUACUCCCCCGAAUGUUAUACUUCACCCUAUGGCUAUAAAUUCUGUGCCCGUCUCAAUAUACAACCCCGUAAUACAAAUCUUUUAAGUUUGCACGUCCAUCUAAUGCAAUCAGAAAAUGAUAUACACUUGGAAUGGCCCUUCAUAGGACGCAUUAAGUUGUGUAUGGUUCAUCCCAGAGACAUGAAGCUAUCACAACACGAUACCAUUAUGACAAAACCAGAAAUUUUAGCUUUUCAUCAGCCGCGCGAACGUAUUAGUGCCCGGGGUUUUGGUUUUGUGGAAUAUGCCAAUAUAGCGGAUAUCGUUAAGAGGGGAUUUUGUGAGGAUGAUCGUUUACUUAUUAAAAUACAAAUAAAUUUAGUCUAAAUUCAAAAGUAAGUAAAUAGGUUUGUAAGGUAUUUAAAAGGAAUUGCUUUUAACAUAAGGCAUUAAAAGGAAUUGUAAGAGAAAGUUUAUAAAAAUUAAAAAGAAAAUCCUAAAAAUAGAAAUUCUAACCUCAAAUUUUGAUAAAAAAAAAAUGUUAAGGUUAGAAUUAAAAACAGAAAUUUAUAAAAUUGAAAGCAUUCCCCUCAGUUUUAAAUAAAUUUUAAAACCAUAAAACCUUUAGAAAUAGUAAAAGCUAAAUAAAGUAAAAAAGAAAUAUAACCUACAAAAACCAACAAGAAAUGUACAAUAUUAUUGAUAUACACAAGCAAAAAAGGAGGAUUAAAAAAAAUCAUACAAAAAGACUCUUGCUAAAAUCUCCUCAUAAAAAAAAAUUUUGUAAGAAAAUUUUAUUAUAAUAAAAUCCUGGCUAAAGCAGUGCCAAAUUUUAACUCCAUACAAAACCAACAAAUAUAGACUUAACAUAAUGAGCCAAAUUUACAGGAAUUUAUAAAGAAACUCUAACAAAUAACAUUUUUUUUUUUUU